Molecule: messenger RNA, 1594 nt
Organism: Cuscuta campestris
Lineage: Eukaryota; Viridiplantae; Streptophyta; Magnoliopsida; Solanales; Convolvulaceae
Source: the annotation of a GenBank genome assembly
UUUACCUUGGUAAGAGAUUUUCCUAUUUAUUAACCUCUUUCAUGUCCUAUUUGAUGAGAGGGUUCAUGCCGAGUCUUCUUUAUUGGCUGGAGCUUGGCGGUACUUUCAACAAAAUGGAAAUUUCAACGCCUCCACCAAUCAACAAAAUGGAAAUUUUACCUUGUACCGGUAGGGCUGAACCUGCAACAGUUUGGAAAAUUAUUCUUCAGACUCGUGUUAUCUCUCUGCCAUGUCUUCUAUAUUGGAUUAUGUAAGAGAUUCCCACUUGACAAUACUUAUUCACAAUUUUAUAGUACUUAUUCACAAUUUUUAAACAUGGGAAUAGCUUAAUGCACCCCUGCAAUUGGUUGUUGGGUUAGGUUCUGGGUAGGGAUUUUGUUUCUUACUUUGGGGAUUGGACCUGAUUUUUGACAUCAGGUUUUUCCCUUAACAAACAUCGGGUGGAUCGUUAACUCCUCUACCCUUCUACCUUUCUUUAUUAAAAAAAGAAUGCUCUUAAAAAUGUACCCUAAAACACUAUUAUCUAUCUGAAAUCCACAAUUCAAAGAAAUGACAUAAGAGACUUAAAAAAUGAUUAUUUCUACUCACUACACAUUAUGCCUUAGAAUAUUCAUAUAGUUUGGUCACCAAGUAUUCAUUCACAAAACAGAAAUUAAAGUAGGGUUAUUUCAUUGUGAGGGUGACACGUGGAAGGUGAGAUGGAGGUGACAUGCCAUUGAGGUGGAUUUAUUGUUUACAAGAGCGUUUCACAUUCGGCCUUGAAAAUCAGAUGCCACCCAAAAACGCCAUUUCAUAUGCUUUAACCGGCGCCUGUUCCCCUAUGCGACCGGAGAAGUUCAAGAAACCGGCCCGUCAAGCAUCGAUUCCGGUGAGCAGCUUCCGGAACCCAUCGGUCGACCCUCAGAAUUAGCCAAACCCAUUGUGCACGAAUGAGCCAGUACGAAGAAGAAAGAUUCCAGAUUCAAUUUUGGACGCAUUUUGACAAGUUUGAGCCCGUUCACCAGUCAUGGUGCAUCUAUCGAGGACCUCCGCCUAACCCAUCAGGUUUUGGAAGUGAGAAAUGGAUUCUACGAGAACUCAUGCUGCAGCUUUGGAUUUUGCUUCUAUAUGCCCUUCAUUAAUGAAAGUUCAUAAUCUAUGCUACUGCACUCUGGUAUAUAAAUAAAAAGAAAAAAAAUGCAGUGGGAAUACAUCCCAGUGGGCAUGUUUGCAGCCUUGACAGUGUUAGAACAUCUAUUGCCCAGUGUGCCAGGGUUUGUGGGUUUUGAAAAAUAAAAGAUUUGCCAUUGGUGUUGUGUUCAAAUGGUUUGUUUAGUUGAAUAUUUGCAAGAUCAUCAUAUUCACUUGUAUAAGACGGAAGGUAAGGAAUAUUAACACCACACCCUCCUCUUAUAAUUGGGUCUCGGACUCUGGGUUGGCCCAACAACUGAUGACUUCAUUUUUAAAAAUUUCAGGUUACUUCGGGUUCAUACUACUUCAUGUUCGGGUCAAUGCGGGUUCAAGUAGGGAACUAUAUGUUCAUCACCAUUAUCAUUCGGUUUGGGUCGACCCAGCGGGUUAAAACUUUGAUUUUAAACAAAAUUUAAGUUCAUAU